AACAACACUCGAAUCUCAAAAAUGACCACCUACUUCAACUACCCCAGCAAGGAGCUGCAGGAUGAGCUGAGGGGCAUCGCCCAGCGCAUCGUCGCCCCCGGCAAGGGAAUCCUCGCCGCCGAUGAGUCCGGCCCAACCAUGGGCAAGCGUCUGCAGGACAUCGGCGUUGAGAACACCGAGGACAACCGCCGUGCCUACCGUCAGCUGUUGUUCAGCACUGACCCCAAGCUGGCCGAGAACAUCUCCGGAGUGAUCCUGUUCCACGAGACCCUCUACCAGAAGGCCGACGAUGGCACCCCCUUCGCCGAUAUCCUGAAGAAGAAGGGCAUCAUUCUGGGCAUCAAGGUCGACAAGGGUGUGGUCCCACUGUUCGGCUCCGAGGAUGAGGUCACCACCCAGGGUCUGGAUGAUCUGGCCGCCCGUUGCGCCCAGUACAAGAAGGACGGAUGCGACUUCGCUAAGUGGCGUUGCGUUCUGAAGAUCGGCAAGAACACCCCAUCUUACCAGUCCAUUCUGGAGAACGCCAACGUUUUGGCCCGCUACGCCUCCAUCUGCCAGUCGCAGCGCAUCGUUCCAAUUGUGGAGCCCGAGGUUCUGCCCGAUGGCGAUCACGAUCUGGACCGUGCCCAGAAGGUCACCGAGACCGUCCUGGCCGCCGUCUACAAGGCCCUGAGCGACCACCACGUCUACCUAGAGGGUACUCUGCUGAAACCCAACAUGGUCACCGCCGGACAGUCGGCCAAGAAGAACACCCCUGAGGAGAUCGCUCUGGCCACCGUGACGGCUCUGCGCCGCACAGUUCCCGCCGCCGUUACCGGUGUGACCUUCCUGUCUGGAGGUCAGUCCGAGGAGGAGGCCACCGUCAACCUGAGCGCCAUCAACAACGUUCCUCUGGUCCGCCCAUGGGCCCUGACCUUCUCGUACGGUCGUGCCCUGCAGGCUUCCGUCCUGCGCGCCUGGGCUGGCAAGAAGGAGAACAUCGCCGCCGGCCAGGGAGAGCUCCUGAAGCGCGCCAAGGCUAACGGUGAUGCCGCUCAGGGCAAGUACGUUGCCGGAAGCGCUGGUGCCGGAUCUGGAUCCCUGUUCGUGGCCAACCACGCUUACUAAGGCACUUGGACGACGGACCUUCAUGCAACUACAUAAAAAUUAACUACAAAGCAGUUUGCUAGAAAUGUUUGGCAGAUUUGUUUAUUUUUAUCUUAGUUUCGAGAGCUAAGCAAAGCAAGCAUUAAAAAAUACAAAAAAAAGGAAUAUGAAGGAUUACAAUUUCAAAAAGAUGUUAUAUAUAUGUAGUACGUCACAUUUUUGCAAAAUAAUUAAUAUGUUAAAGAACAACUAAAAAUGAUGAGUGCAGAAGAAAUCAAGGAUUAUGUUCGAUGGAGAAGCAAUUUUAUCUUUAAUUUUAAGCAUACAAACAUAUUAUUGUUGAAGUUAUGAAAUUUAUAUUCUAUUAUUAUUAUGAUUAUCAAAGAUUUCAAUGUUAACAAGUAAAUAUUUCGUAAAUCGUUAACUACAAACCAACACAUUUUAAUAGUGAAAACAAGAGCAACCACUAUCAAACAAGAACAAAAUGUCUAAAGUCUUGAAUCAUUGAAAUCGCACAAAGUUUUAUGGAAUUUUUUUAAUGUUUUAUAAAAGAUCCUCUAUGAAAAUCGAUGUUUUACCAUUAUUAUUAUUAUUAAACUUUAUAUUUAUGAUUGAUAAGUAUAAGUGAAACCAAUGACGCAAAUAAACCAACACAUUACAAUAAACCCUAAAAAGCCCCCAAACACUCAAUUAACCAUAUAUAUUUAUAUAUACACUAUUGAAAAACUACCCAUUGUUGAAGAAUACCAGAAAAUAAAAUAUAUAUUUCGUGGGACCUUAGUGUCCACUGGCCGACAAAAAGUGCAGGGGCACAUUGCUUGUUACUCGAUUCUUUUUUUCAAUCUAUUUAUGAUCGUCUAUCCAAAUGGGAUAGGUAGUAACAAGAAAAACUUUGUCAUUAUCAUAGUACAUAUUUACAUAUUGAAAUGUUGUAGCCAUGAUUAAUCACACAUAUUUAUCAAAGUUGUUUAUUAAUUAUAUUUUAUUCAAGUUGCAAGUUCUGCAUAUCGUUGUUGAUCACACAUUGAUUUGAAGUGCAAUGUGCAAAUAUUACAGACAGAAGAAGGAUAUAUAAUACUAACCGGAAGGAUUAAGCUUAAACUAGUUGAAAUUGUGAAAUCGUAACCAUCAAACACCACAAACAACAGCAACAACAACCAGCUGUACAACCAAUAUACAAGAAAUAAAAAACAACAAAAAAACUAACAUCAGCAUAUAAAUUUAAGGGUGUUGAUAAAACAUCUUUCAAUAAAAAAAAACCUAACGAGCAA
This is a messenger RNA of Drosophila eugracilis, 2357 nucleotides long. It is a transcript of the gene Ald1, whose product is annotated as fructose-bisphosphate aldolase. The record is from RefSeq and is a predicted model, not a curated record. Gene Ontology annotation, cellular component: cytosol. The coding region runs from base 22 to 1107 and encodes 361 amino acids. Gene Ontology annotation, biological process: fructose 1,6-bisphosphate metabolic process; glycolytic process. Gene Ontology annotation, molecular function: fructose-bisphosphate aldolase activity. The transcript is spliced from 3 exons. NCBI's taxonomy places the organism in Eukaryota, Metazoa, Arthropoda, Insecta, Diptera, Drosophilidae.